CCCAACAUCAGCUCCCACUGCCAGUCACUCCAAAGGACACACACCAGUCUUCCCAUUAGAUAAUUUCACACUCAGCAGGAUGGCAGACUCUUCUUGUAAAAUGAGGCAUUUCCCAGGAAAGAAAACCUCACAGGCUGCUGAGGAGCGCGGCAAGUGGGAGACGAAAAAAGAGUUCAUCCUGAGUGUGGCUGGUGCUAUUAUUGGACUUGGCAAUGUGUGGAGAUUUCCAUAUCUUUGCUACAAGAAUGGUGGAGGUGCAUUCUUCGUCCCUUACUUCCUCUUUCUUGUCACCUGCGGCGUUCCUCUGUUUGUCCUGGAAACAUCACUGGGCCAGUACACUAGUCAGGGAGGAAUCAUGUGCUGGAGGAAGAUCUGCCCCUUGUUUGAAGGUAUGGGGUAUGCCAGCCAGAUUAUCAUUUUCUUUGGAAACAUCAGCUACGUUGUGAUCCUAGCCUGGGCCUUCCUUUACUUCUUCUUCUCAUUCUCUGGAAAGUUGCCAUGGGCCAGCUGUAAUAACACAUGGAAUACAGAUCGUUGUGUGGAAAUAAACAACUUUAAUACCACUGCUAACUGGACCUCAUCUAUGAAUGCGUCAUCAUCAUCUGUUAUAGAGUUUUGGCAACGACGGGUGUUAAACUUAUCCACCGGCAUAGAGGCCUUGGGAAGCAUUCGGUGGGACCUUUCUUUGUGCCUUCUUCUGUCCUGGGUCAUCUGCUGCUUAUGUGUGUGGAAGGGAGUUAGAUCCACAGCAAAGGCUACCUACUUUACGGCCACAUUCCCCUUUGUCUUGUUGGCGGUGCUAUUCAUCAGAGGAAUGACCCUUCCUGGAGCAUUUCAUGGUAUCAAAUAUUAUCUGUACCCUGAUCCAUCACGCCUCGCUGACCCACAGGUCUGGAUGGAUGCAGGAACACAAAUAUUUUAUUCCUAUGCCAUUUGCUUGGGGUACAUGACCACAUUUGGGAGCUACAACAAGUACAACAACAACUGUUACAGAGACUCCUUCUAUCUUUGCAUGCUGAACAGUGGCACCAGCAUAAUGUCUGGAUUUGCCAUUUUCUCCGUUCUGGGCUACAUGUCAGUAAAGCAGGGAGUUGACAUUUCUGCUGUUGCUGAAUCAGGUCCUGGACUCGUCUUCAUUGUCUACCCACAAGCUGUAACUCUGCUGCCGUGGCCUCAGGUCUGGUCUGUGUGUUUCUUUUUCAUGAUCAUCUUAUUGGGAAUCGAUGGACAGUUUGCAGGGAUUGAAAGCAACAUGACCUCUUUAACAGAUCUCUAUCCUUCCUACUUUGGAAAGGGAUACCGCAGAGAGCUUCUUCUGUUGCUGCUCUGUGCUGUUAGCUCUUUGCUUGGUUUAUUUCUGGUCACAGAGGCUGGAGCAUACAUCCUGCAGAUCUUUGAUCACUAUGUGUGCAGCGGCCCCACUCUCCUUCUAAUGGCAAUCUUCCAAUCAGUGGUCAUUGGAUGGAUUUAUGGUGCUGGACGCUUCUGUGACAACAUCGAGGACAUGAUUGGUUACAAACCGCUGCCGUGGUUCAAGUACUGCUGGCACUACAUUACCCCUCUUAUUUGUGUUGGAACUCUUGUAUUUUUGCUCCUGAGAUACGCUCCAAUGAGGUUCAACAACAUGUAUGUGUAUCCCUGGUGGGCUUACUGGAUUGGCUGGUUUCUGGCCAUGUCAUCGCUGUCAAUGAUCCCACUUAACAUGGUCAUCAAACUGGUCAAAGAGAAAGGCUCUCUCUGGCAGCGACUCAAGACAGCCUCCCAGCCUGCAGAUGAUCUUCCAGGGAUGGCAAAGGAAAUACCAAGAAUCAGUGCGAUGAUGCAUGUUCAGAACAAGGAACAAAACGACUCUAUGCUAUGAGAAAUAUAUCGUUUCCUUAAAUACAACAUACAGCUUCAAUAUUAGCAGUAUAUGGUGGUGUAUCUGUUACCAUUUCAAUAAUUUCUAAAUGUGUUGGUGUUUCUGAGACAUUUAUUUUAUUCCAGUCUUUGAGCAGAGGGUUUGUAGCAACCUACCAACAACAACCUUCAGGAUCCCAAACAACCAGACCUAGAAUAAGAUUGUAAAGACACAAUAAAAAUAUAUAGACCAAGUUAAAUUGCUUUAAUCUGACCAUAUCUGCUUGCUGUCUUGCUAAUACAUUUUGGCCAAAUGAGACUGAAUUACAUAAACAUGCACAAUGAGUGUAGAGAGGGAACAGCAGAAAUGUAUCAAAAUCUGGCUAAGGAGUAAUUUCCUGCAGGGCUGUGGGGAUGAGUUCGCCUUUUAUUUAUAUUGCAGAAUGUUGCCAUUGUAAAACAAUGGAAAAAUAAGCCUUUGUCUCAUGUGUUCCCUUCUUAAAAGUUAUUUUCGAGGAAGGUAAAUUGGAAAACUAUGUUUACACGCUAUUAGCAGGAAUUAUAACUUAGAGUACAUAAAAAAUUCAGACCUAUUCUUUAUUUAUUUCGUGUCUUUUAAAAAUAAACAGCACAAAAGUACAGUUUUUGAGGCCAGGUUUUUAUGUGGUUGUAAUAUUACUUCUUGGCAGUAAAUGUUAUACCAUAGAAAAGCCUGUUGAUCUCCCUUGAAAUGAUGCCAAGUUUGUAAGGAAAAGGCAGCAGAGGUAUGUUAGGCAGCAGAGUUGAGUGUGUGGGGACAAUGAAUAACUUUUCAAAUCCUCCCUGCGUAUGCCAAACUGCUUUAGGUGGAGGCAGUGGGAUGAUGUGGGGUGGCAUCUCCCUCAGUGAAAAGAAAGGCUUGUUGUAAUCUGAUCCAAUCUCAAUGGAGAGAAACGUCUUGAUGAGAUUCUGCAACCAGUGGCCAUCCCAUAUUUCCACUCUUUGGGACUAAACUCUAUCCACCGAGAUGUCAAAGCCUGCCAUAAAGCAGGUUUCUCAGAGACUGCUUCCAGAAUUUGGGAGUGCAGAGGAUGGAAUGGCCACCCUCCACUCAUACUUUUUGGCGUGCAAGGGUGACCUACACAACUGCAUAGGUUGGCUUGUGAUAAAUGCUGGGCAGUCCUGUGUAACCAACCUAGUAACUAGCAUAAGAAGGACGUUCUAGAAAUUUUUUGUUGUGUAUGGUUGUCCCAUGGACUACUGAAGCCAAUCUUUGCUAAACAAAUUAAUUUCUAAUUUGCUAAUGUGUCUUAUUUCUUUCAGCUUCAACCAUCCAAUCUAAUAUUGACACCAAACAAGUUGGUAGCAAAAUUCAUGGUUGCAACCCAUAUUUUCAACUCUGCCACUCAGCCAACAAAUGCACUUUGCUUACAAAUGUGCAACAAUUUAAAGGCUUUAAACUGUUUAAGAUUUAUUUCUGAGUACUGUUACAGCAAGGGAAUAAAUGACAAAACACAAAUGUCCUUACUUUUUGGGGAUAGUUUGUAUUGUAGAGGUUGGUUUGUUAACAUAAGUGGUGUUUGUUAAUAUUUUAGAAAUGUUAGCUUUUUAGGUGGGUUAAUCUGUGUUUACUAUUAAAUGUUGAAAAAAAACAACCUAAUUUAAUAAUGAAAUUAAGAAGGAUUAGACUUUGUAUUUACAAAAUAUCGGGUCUCACCAGAGUACUUCAAAAACACCUCAGAAGCAGAGGUUGAGGGUAACUUGUAAUGUUCUUAUGAGUGUAGGAGAGAAAUAGGGUACAAUAAAACAUAACAGGAACUAUAUCUUUGUGUGACCAACCUGAAUAAAAGGGAUUUGUUAUGAUUUUAAAAAUUAAAAACAGCAGUUAUGCUCUUAGUCCACAAAACCCAUAGUAAACCCAUAGUAAACUUUUGGUUUAGGGUAUAUUAUUAUUUCACCACAAAUUUUCUUCCGGAGAUGAGAUGAAAGCACUGAAGACUUUGCUUGCAACAUUCCUCUUUCUUCUGCAUUAAAUGUUGACUAUUUUAUGUAUCUAUCACAAAAACAUGAGUACCUUUUCUGAGGGUGUAAAGAUAAUUCUCUUUUUGUCAAUAAGCAAAUAGUUCUCAAAAUUAAUAACAUCUCUGUUUUUCUUUUUCAAAUUUGUCUUUGUUUCCUUUUAUAGAUUUGGGAAAGGAUUCAAGUUUACGUAUUCCAAUAUGCACUAACCAUUUUAUUCAUUAUUUUGACUCAGUGGCUUGCUGAUUUUUUCCAAGUCCAUGUUCUCGUAUUUGACCGUGGAAACAUGCCUUUUGAGAUUACAGUGCUUAGAGUAACAAUGAUUCAGGAUGGUCCAACUUGGCUUCGGGGCAGCAAUUUACCAUUAUGAGGAUAACUGCAACCUUUACCAUUUCUGGUUAAAGGAAACGUUUUGGUCACACAAAGUUUUUCAAAGUUUAAACAGUUGGUGAAACUUCACUUUUUGAAUAUUAAACCCACAGCAGAACUGAACCAUUACAACUUGAGCAAAGACUCACAUCAGCUAGAGACAGCGCUCUACAGAGCCCUGAGGCUUUAGGGGCUGACCUGUGUUGAAAAUCUUCAAUAUUGCUUAGUGUAAAUCUCAACUUUCUGUUUUGAUUGGUAAACUCUGUACAGCCCAUUGGUGAGGGGUUGUUCCUAACUCUCUGGGAUGCCAGUAGGACACUGAGCCCAAGACUCAGGUUAAAUUUACUGAGAUCUUUCAUGGAAAUGUUAUAUUUUUACAUGCUCAGUAUCCUACAGUAUCCUUUCUAUUCUUGAUAAGCAAAUGCUGCUUUUGCAAUGUACUGGAACAUUUUGAAUAGCAACUGGGCGUAAAGAGGAAGGAUCUCCUGUAGACAAAAAUUGGAACCACGUUAAUGAGACCAGCUGGCAGUUUAUCUCCAUUUCCCCAUGGUCCAUUAUUUCAACCAGCCACAAUAGCAGAUUGUUAUACACUAGUCACAUUUUUCAUAUCUACUUUGUGUUUUGGUCGCUAACAAUAACUUGAAACUUUAAGUGAAUUACUCUCCAGCCAUGCCUUACUGUGACUGAGAUAUUGUGAUCACUUACGCGAUUUAAGCUGCAGCUACAAGCCACGAUGCCAUGGAGGUUUUGGACAUGUCGAACAUUUUUGUGGCAUGAGGGUCAGAACCCAGAGGCUCCAUAUAUACCACACAUAAUUGUAAUGUAAUAAUUAGUUGACCACUUGGAGGCACUCAAAUACUGUUUUUAAGGAAAUUAUUCUUAUGAUGUCAUCUGACUGGAGUCGUGAUUCAUCAGGAUGGUCCAAUUUGACUUGUUCAGCAAUCUACCAUUAAAGCGUUACAUAUGUGAUCCCAUACAGACACCCUGUCUGCCCUGAUGAAGAUUCACUUGCCUUAGCAUGCUGAACGCUGUAUGCUGUGAGCACUGGAAACCGAAGUCAGAUUCCUUGUUUGUGCACACAAUCUUGGCCAAUACCAGUGAUUCUGUUUCUGAUGUUUACCAACCCAAAGAAAAGCCAAAUAACGAUGACCUUAAAGCACACAUCAGUACAUUCAGUAUUGCUGCAUAUAGCUUUACAGUAAUAUUAUAUCUUAAUGUACAGGAAGGGCAUUAAAGCUGUUGUUUUAUAUUGUUGAUCACUAGUACUUACAUCACGAUGCGUGUAAAGAUUUUAUGCAAACUAUAAACCAAAUACAUUUUCUUGUGAAAAAGUGUUAAGCCAGCUAUGAUAUAACUUUUACUGAGCCUUAUAGAGUAUUUUUUUGGUACAAAUUAUUUUCUUUAAACCGUAAUAAAGCCUUUUGUCUGUAAGUGUAACUUUAAAGUUGUAUAAUAAAA
Messenger RNA from Girardinichthys multiradiatus, 5664 nucleotides. Its product is annotated as sodium- and chloride-dependent GABA transporter 2-like. Lineage: Eukaryota; Metazoa; Chordata; Actinopteri; Cyprinodontiformes; Goodeidae. The transcript has 14 exons. The coding region runs from base 80 to 1861 and encodes 593 amino acids. The record is from RefSeq and is a predicted model, not a curated record. Gene Ontology annotation, biological process: sodium ion transmembrane transport. Gene Ontology annotation, cellular component: membrane.